Molecule: messenger RNA, 1396 nt
Organism: Phyllopteryx taeniolatus (common seadragon)
Lineage: Eukaryota; Metazoa; Chordata; Actinopteri; Syngnathiformes; Syngnathidae
Product: protein-lysine methyltransferase METTL21C-like
Exons: 6
Coding region: 82-1203 (373 amino acids)
Biological process (GO): peptidyl-lysine methylation
Cellular component (GO): cytoplasm; cytosol
Molecular function (GO): protein-lysine N-methyltransferase activity
Source: RefSeq, a predicted model, not a curated record
CCCAGGCAGAUAUCUCCAGAUGCACACAGAUUGCACCCCAGAACUCUCUAGGGACUAAAACACGACAGCAGUGCAUUUCAUAUGGAUACUUUGUCAACAUAUAGUUGUGAAGCAAACAGCAUGACAAGCGUGGUGGCGAUGGAGGAUGAUGAAGAGCAGAAAGAGGAGCUGGAGGAGUCGGACAGUGAAGUUGCCCACAAGCAGCAAAAACAAGGGUGGACUCCAUGUUUCUUCUUUAGGACAGAUAAAGAGAUGUAUAAUUACGUCGGGCAGGAGAUUGUCAUCCAGGAAGCUUUUGACUCCUACGCAGGAACGAUAUGGCCGGCGGCUUUGGCUCUCAGUCAGUACUUGGACUCUCAUCGGAACCAGCUGAAUCUCAUGGACAAAGCUGUACUGGAGAUAGGAGCAGGGACGGGCCUGCUGUCCAUUGUGGCAUCGCUCCUCGGGGCUUGGGUGACUGCCACUGACCUUCCAGAUGUUCUGAACAACCUGAGAUUCAACCUGAGCAAGAACACCACGGGACGCUGCAGGCACACACCCCAGGUGGCCCCUCUGUCCUGGGACUACAACCUGGAGCGCACCUACCCCACGUCGGUCUAUCGCUAUGACUACAUCCUGGCAGCUGAUGUGGUCUACCACCAUGACUUUCUGGACGAGCUUCUGGCAACCCUGAAGCACUUUUGCAAGCCAGGGACCACUUUGAUCUUGGCCAACAAGCUCAGAAUGGAAUCUGACCUCAGGUUUUUGGACAAAGUUAAAAGGGUCUUUAGAACAAAGGUGCUGGAAGAAGACAAAUCAUUAAUCAUUUUAAUGGCCACGUGCACAGAAGGUGAGCGGAACGUGGAAGUCGAGGAUCUUCAGAGAGGAGAGGCGACAGGGGUGGAUGGAGAAUUCCAGAUCAAUUCGGAAAAGAAUACCAGAUUUGAUGGGGAAGUCAUUGGAGAGGCUGUAAGAGAACGUGAGUGUGAUAAUGAGGAGACGACGAAACAAUCAGUGAACCCCAGAGCCGAAGUAGUGAAUGAGAUCGUCUCAGCAAAAGAUUUCACAGGAGAAGUGUAUGAGGUGAGACAAACACAGCCUGCAAGAACAGAAGCUUGGGUUCCCAGCCUCAACAGCAGCUUUGGAAAAGAUGUCUACCAUUACACACGACAGGAUAUUGUCAUUCCUGAAGCCAUAGAUUCCUUUGGAAUGGCUUUGAAAUAAUAUAGGGCGGUAUAGCGGUCAUCAUGUCUGUUCCACAGUUGUUGUCAUGUCUGUUUCACAGUUGUUGUCUGUUCCACUGUGGUAGAGCUGCCCAAGGGUGGCAACCUGGAGCGCACUGACCCCACAUCUGAGCAUCAGUACGACUACAUCCUGGCUGCAGAUGUGGUCGACCAUCACAACUUCCUGGUUGAGC